UGUAGCCAGGGAGAAGGGCAGUGAUUCCUGGAAUCCAAGGGUUUCAGGGUCAGAGUGUUCCCUGGGUGUUCUCCAUCCAUCACGAUGGUCACCGCCCCAGCUAGGUUUCUGCAGUGUUGCUGCCAAAGGAUCACAGGACACCUUUCGGGCUCAUGAAUGUCGGAGUUAUGGUUUGGGAUUAUUAUAACCACAGGCCUAAGUGGCCUGCUCUGAGCCACCCAGCCGGAUUCAAGUGCACUGACUUCCCUGCCCCGGAUCGGAGGAGCAGCUGGGACAGGAAGAGGUGACCCAGGCCUGGCUCGGAGUCAGCCGUCCGCUUCACUGCACAUCUGUAAGCAAGAGACCAAAAAAGGAAAGUGAAAGUACAGCCAUUUCCCAAUAAGCCCUGCGGGCUUCCUGGAAGCACUGCCUUGGCCCUUGGCACUUCUCUGCCUGCCUCAUUUAACCUGGACCCAGCUUUGCAACCAGGGCCUUUCCUGGGUGAGCAGAACCAGCUGGAGACUCUGCACUUCGUGUUGGGCCUCCUGCAGCCCAGACGCUCACGAGCCCCCGCUGGACCAAAAGCCCCCGGAGAGAAGAUCCUUUGGCUCCUGGUGACACCGCUGAUUCUCCCACGGACAAAACGAUCAUGGAUUUGGUGCUGCAGAGUCUGCCGGACAGCCAGGCAGGGAGUAGGGCUGACAUUCCUCCAUGUGAAGAUGGGGAACAAGAUCUGUCAGCUGAAGACAGAAUGUUUCUGGAAGGGUUUCCCAUCUUGAAAGAGGAGCUAGAAGUGGACAUCGGCAAGCUCCGUGCCCUGGCAGACAACGCUGACACCACCCACAGAACAUCUGCCAAGAUCAGAAUUGUGGCCAACUCCAUCACCGUGGUCUCAGAAGCCGUGAGCAUCCUAGGCUUGGCCCUCGCUCCAGCAACAGCAGGAGGAAGCCUGCUGCUCUCUGCAGCUGGGAAAGCUUUGGGGACAGCAGGGGAGGUCACCAACAUCUUGAAUGAUGCUUUGGAGAGCUUCCGCAACCAAGAAGCCCAAGGGAAGGUCAGUGGCCUGAUGCCCACCUGUGGCCAAGAUGUCAGGAAAGCUGGGACAGACUACGUCACAGAUGCCAGAAAAGUGGUCCAGAUUUGUGCAGGCGCCAUUAAGGAUAUCCAGAAGGACAUCCGUGCCUUUCAGACAGCCAGAGCCCACCCGCACCUGGCCGCUGCCGCCAAGCAUCUCCUGAUCACUGGCCAGGUCUCAGCCCAAAAGAGCAGGCAGGUGCAAAGGGCCUUUGAAGGUACCAUGCUGGUGAUGAAAACAAACGCUCGCUUGCUGGGUAGUGUGAAGGCUGGCUUCUCCCUUGGCAUGGACUUGGCCUCCCUCCUGAACGACUGGCAGAGGCUGAAGGAGGGAGCAAAAACAGAGCUUGCAGAAGAGCUCAGGGCCCAGGCUUGGGAGCUGGAAAGGAGGCUGACAGAACUCACCCAGUGCUACGAGAACCUGCAGCAGAAGAAACUCUUGCAAGAAAAAACGCCUAUGAGCUCAUCUUCAGAGGGAACCAUGGGAACUGUGCCUCUGCCCCAAGCCAGGCUUGAGGAAGCAGGAUGCCCGGUGACAGGAGAGGACAUGAAGGCAGUUGAGCCCAAGGGCCUCUGAGUGGAAUAAAAGGGGAUCAGGGUGGGGGUGGGCAACGUUGGCAGAGGAGAUGUCUGGAGGCUUACCAGCUGGGAGGUCCAUGAGGGGUCUGAGGGCACUACCAGUUAGUGAGUGUCACACAGUCGCCAGUGGAGGUCAGUCUCUCCCCGCCCUCCUUCCUUCACACGUGUAACUCAUUCCCUUGACUUCCGCCCCCCCACUCAUUCACUUGCAUGUAGUCAGUCGGCUAAACACACGUGGUUCGACGCUGAGCUCUGCAUUAAGCACUGACCUAAGACGGGAGGGUUGCUGGGGUGAAGGGCACAUUGUGUUCUCUCUUAUAUCAACUCACCUUGUGUUUCCUCUGGGUGCUCCUCCUCCCCGACCUGGGCAGUAACCACUGGAGAAGAUCUUGGGUUUGCACAUAAAAGGAUGUCACAGGAAGGGGCCCCUCUGUCCACCCCACGACACAAGUUCUUGGAGCCUCUCAGGACCCUGGAGGCUGUAGGACCGCUCCUGAACGCCCAGUUUACCCCUCUUACACAUUUUUUGUUCGUUUGUUUGUUUUUAUGUUUCAGCUGCUAUUUUAAAAGGAGGGCGUGGACAUUAAAUACAACUUCUUAAAAUUCAGGAAAGUGAAAAAUAGGUGGAAAAAUAAUGCCCCAGUCCAGGGUGACAACUGCUGGUAUUUUGAUGUAGAGAUUUCCUUCCUGUGCUUGUCUUGCUUUGGGCGUCACUGCUCGCUGGGGACCCUCCCUCAAGGAGGCACUGUAAAACAUAAAUUUCUUUUCUGUAACCCACUGGGUUUUCUUUCUCUUUCAUUCUCAAUCCCUUCAUUUGACUACAGAUCUAUAACUUUCAUUUUGCUGUGUUUACUUAGCAAUGUUUUCUACCAUUCCAUGUUCCACUUCAUUUUUUACAGAUAUUUUUUACGUUGCAGAAUAUUCUCUUGAGCCGACAUACAUGCUUUUAAUUAGACAUAUAUUAGUCAUCACUUCUUUAAGUGGCCCAAACCUAUUCAAACUGGCUUAUGCAAAAGAGGAAUUUAUUUGCUUCCAUACUUAAAGAGCUUGUGGGGGGUUAUAUAAAAAUGAAUAUAUAUGUAUAUGUAUGACUGAAGCAUUAUGCUGUACACCAGAAAUUGAUAUAACAUUGUAAACUGACUAUACGUCAAUUUAAAAAAAUACAUAUGUAUGUAUGUGUGUGUGUGUGUGUGUAUAUAUAUAUACACAUACACAUGCAAAAAAAAAAGCUUAGGGAAACAGUGGGCGUCAGGUGUGUCUAGAUCCUGAGGAUAAAAAUGAUGUCAUCAGGCGUCUGUCUUUGCGUUUCUCAGACACGCUUCCACCAGGUUCAGGCACUUUGGCCUCAGCAUCCCCAGGUGCGCCCACUCCCAGCUGGGGGCGCCCAAGCGGAAAGGGGCGGGGCAAGAGUCCAGGGGCCCACUCUGAUUGGUCAGGACUGGGUCCUGUGCCUUUGCCUGCGCUGGGUGCUAGGAUGGGCUACCGGAACUGCCUUCGGAUCUAAGGGUUUUAAAUCCUUGCGAUCCCACAUCGCAGCCAUGUGCUUCCUGUUUUGGUUGCUCUCAUUCCCUUGUUAUGAGCGAAACCGUAAGUAAACAGCUUUCGCCCCUUUUAAUAUUUUCUCUUAGUGGGUGUGCGCAUCCUCGAAGUUCCGAAUAAACACGAUCAGUAAUAAUACCUGCAUGAAAUACGCAGUCGCUAAACUUGGGAGGGGAGUCUGCUUGUUCUGUGAGAAGUUUGGAAGAAAAAAAAGAAAAGAAUGAAUCAGAGGAGAUUGGAGACUCACCUCUGACACUGAUUUGCUUGGUCUCCUUUCUGAGUUUUGGUUUCUCCAAGCCACGAAGUAAGU
Messenger RNA from Vicugna pacos (alpaca), 3481 nucleotides. Lineage: Eukaryota; Metazoa; Chordata; Mammalia; Artiodactyla; Camelidae. The record is from RefSeq and is a predicted model, not a curated record.